This is a messenger RNA of Dreissena polymorpha, 864 nucleotides long. RefSeq names its product UPF0415 protein C7orf25 homolog. The record is from RefSeq and is a predicted model, not a curated record. The coding region runs from base 1 to 864 and encodes 287 amino acids. NCBI's taxonomy places the organism in Eukaryota, Metazoa, Mollusca, Bivalvia, Myida, Dreissenidae. The transcript is spliced from 5 exons.
AUGCCUCAAUCUGAUUACCAGGAUGCGUUUGAAGCUAGACUAGACAGCGUGUAUCUGAGUUAUUCGGAUGAUAGUGAAGGCCUCGCAAUCGGAACCGAAAACGCAGCCGAGACACUUGAUACUGUCGAUGCACGGAUAGCUAAUAGCGAUGGUGAAAAAGAACCAGUACUAAAAUGUGUAUAUAGAACCGGUUGUGUUGUGAAUGAUUCUCGAUUUGAGAAGCGGCUGGCAACGGAGUAUCUCCGUCAUUUGGAUGACGACGAAGACAAACAGCUAGUGUCAGUUGACUAUGUACUUGAGAAAAGUACUUUUGAGUCGAUCAACAGUAAUCCAAGGGUGAACCUAGAUGAAACAAAACUAGUAACAUUGGUUUCCUCGGUUGCUAAUGGCAACUGUUUCUUCAAAUUUCACGAAAAGAUUCUUGCACAACAAGCCGAAGAUGAAGGGGAUAAUCCUGUUCUGCCCUCGUUAAAAGCUUUCCUCGAAGGAAAACAAAUGUUUAGUUGUAAAACUGCGGUCGACAGUUUCAAGCACAUUCUGGAUACAUUGGGUGGACCUGGAGAACGCCUUCGAGCAGAGACUUUGUUGCCAACGAUAAGCGUUGUCCCUGACGACCCAUCAUUUCGAACGAUUUCAAUGCCAAUUACCGGGAAAAUUAAGCAUAGGUCUAAGAUCAUAUUCGGCACAGGUGAUAGCCUUCGUGCAGUAACGGUAACUGCGAACUCAGGCUUCGUACGCGCCGCAAAUCAUCAGGGAGUGAUGUUGUCCGUGUUUCUUCAUGCCUCACGGGCGCUCACGGAACGACGAGGAAAAAGCGCGGAGAGAAUCGAAAAAAUGACGCGAAAAAAGCAGGAGUCAAUUUGA